Messenger RNA from Spirodela intermedia, 2640 nucleotides. The record is from the annotation of a GenBank genome assembly. Lineage: Eukaryota; Viridiplantae; Streptophyta; Magnoliopsida; Alismatales; Araceae.
AUGGGGACUCCACCGUGGGCACCCGUGAUCUUCUCCCCCUUCUUCUUCUCCUUCUUCUUCUUCGCCGCCGGUUUUCUGGUGGGUUCCUCCGCCGGCGGAGAGGCCUUCUCUCCAGUGGACAGCUACCGCAUUGCCUGCGGGUCCCCACAGAAGCUCACCGUCCACGGCCAGGAGUUCCUCCCUGACACAGAGCGGUCCUCCUUCUCCCUCAAGUCCUCCGGCGACGGCGCCCUCUCCGCCGCCGCCGCCGCCGCCGCGUCCCUCCCGUCCCCGAUCUACCAGUCCCUCCGAUUCUUCCCGGAGCCCGCCUCGUACCGGUUCGAGAUCCGGCGACAGGGGCGCCACUGGGUCCGGCUCUACUUCUCCCCCAUCGCCGGCGCCGGCUCCGGCCACGACCUCACCGCCGCCUCCAUCACCGUCGUCGCCGGCGACUUCGUCCUGCUGCAGGGCUUCGUCUUCCGGGGUUCCGGUGCCUCCUUCGUUGCCAAGGAGUACAGCCUGAACCUCACCGCCGGCGAGCUGGUGCUCACAUUCCUGCCCUCCAACGGUUCCGUCUCCUUCGUCAACGGGAUCGAGGUUGUCUCCGCCCCCGACGAGCUCAUCGCCGACGAGGCGGCGGCGCUCCCCGCUGCCGCCGCCGUCGCCGGUCUAUCUGAGCUCUCGCUGGAAACGGUGUUCCGGUUGAACGUAGGCGGCCCUCCGGUGACCCCGGAGAACGACACGCUGGGGAGGACCUGGGAGUCCGACGAGGGGUACCUGCACGUGAACAGCUCGGCGGCGCGGGUGGCCGUUGACCCGGCGGCGAUCAGGUACCCGGAGGGCGGCGGGCUUACGACGGAGACGGCGCCGCGGUGGGUAUACGCCACCGCCGAUGCCAUGAGCGACGCUAACGUCACCGGGUCCAACUUCAACAUCACCUGGGUCUUCGCCGUUGACCCGGGGUUCCGCUACGUUGCCCGCCUCCACUUCUGCGACAUCGUCAGCAAGUCCAUGAACAACCUCGUCUUCAACGUCUACGUCAACGCCGACCUCGCCAUCCCCAGCCUCGACCUCUCAGCUCUCAAGGGCGCCCUCGCCGUCCCCUACUACAGGGACUUUGUCUGCAACGCCUCCUCUUCCUCCUCCAAUGGCAGGGGCGGCGGCGAGCUGACGGUGAGCGUGGGUCCGGACCCAAUGGCGGACCUGAGUAACGCCAUCCUGAACGGGCUGGAGGUGAUGAAGAUCAGCAACGGCGCCGGCAGCCUCGGCGGUGCCGCCUCCGCGCGGGAGCUCCUCCCGGAGGAGGCGCCGCAGCGACGGCGGCGAGCGCUCAUCGUCGCCGCCGCCGCGGGCUGCUCCGCCGCGCUGGCGCUCGCCGCCCUGUGCGGCGGAUGCUGCGUCCUCCUCCGCCGCCGCUCCCGCCGCGCCGGGGGGGCGCCCCACCCCUGGCUGCCUCUCCCGCUCUACGGCGGCGGCGGGCUGCACUCCUACAGCGCGAGCAAGGCCUCCACCGCGGCGGCGUCGGGGAAGAGCGGGGGCGGCGCCACCGCGGCGAGCGGCGCGUCGCUGGCCUCCGCCGCCGCGCGCGGCCGCGUCUUCUCCUUCCAGGAGAUCUGCGACGCCACCUCGCGGUUCGACGAGGCGUUGCUGCUCGGGGUGGGCGGCUUCGGCAAGGUGUACAGGGGAGCCCUGGAGGACGGAACCAAGGUGGCGGUGAAGCGAGGGAACCCCCGGUCGGAGCAGGGCUUGGCAGAGUUCCACACGGAGAUCCAGAUGCUCUCCAAGCUCCGGCACCGGCACCUGGUCUCCCUCAUUGGCUACUGCGACGAGAACCGGGAGAUGAUCCUCGUGUACGAGUACAUGGCCAACGGGCCGCUGCGGAGCCACCUGUACGGGGCGGGGCUGCCGCCGCUGCCCUGGCGGCGUCGCCUGGAGAUCUGCAUCGGCGCCGCCAGGGGGCUGCACUACCUGCACACGGGGGCGGCGCAGAGCAUCAUCCACCGGGACGUGAAGACUACCAACAUCCUGCUGGACGAGGACCUAGUGGCCAAGGUGGCGGACUUUGGGCUCUCCAAGGCGGGCCCCGCCAUUGACCAGACCCACGUCAGCACCGCGGUCAAGGGCAGCUUCGGGUACCUGGACCCGGAGUACUUCCGGCGCCAGCAGUUGACCGAGAAGUCCGACGUUUACUCGUUCGGGGUGGUGCUGAUGGAGGUGCUCUGCACGCGCCCCGCGCUGAACCCGGGCCUGCCACGCGAGCAGGCCAACAUCGCCGAGUGGGCGAUGACGUGGCAGAAGCGGGGCCAGCUGGUGCAGAUCAUGGACCAGGCGCUGGCGGGGAAGGUCAACCCGGCGUCGCUCCGCAAGUACGGGGAGACGGCGGAGAAGUGCCUGGCGGAGCACGGCGUUGACCGGCCCUCCAUGGGGGACGUCCUCUGGAACCUCGAGUACGCGCUCCAGCUCGAGGAGACCUCCGCCGCCGCCGCCGCCGACGACCCCGGCGGCGACAGCACCAACCACAUCGCCGCCCUCCCCCACCUCCUCGAUGACCCGCCGGCGCCGCCUGCCGGCGUUGUCACCGGCGCCGCCACCGGCGAGGACGACCCCGAUGCCGCCACCAGCGCCGUCUUCUCCCAGCUGGUCAACCCCCGCGGCAGGUGA